Messenger RNA from Ogataea angusta, 618 nucleotides. RefSeq lists its product as uncharacterized. The transcript has a single exon. Gene Ontology annotation, cellular component: spliceosomal complex. Gene Ontology annotation, biological process: mRNA splicing, via spliceosome. Lineage: Eukaryota; Fungi; Ascomycota; Pichiomycetes; Pichiales; Pichiaceae. The record is from RefSeq and is a predicted model, not a curated record. Bases 1 to 618 code for a protein of 205 amino acids.
AUGAACUUCUCCACGAAAAAGCCCGCGUCCAAGGUGGGGUUUUCGCUCAAGAAGAAGUCCACGGCGCUGAAGCGGAACGAGAUAUUUGAGGACGAAGAAAAGAAGGACACAAAGAUAGAGAUCAGCAGUGUUGACGAUAUACAGCAUAAAAAGGAUGAGCCACUAGUUAUCAAGCCCGCUAUAAGACAAGAUGGCUGGGAAGCCCGACGGAGAGAGAGAACAGGGCAAGAAAACAAAGAGCUCCAUUAUGGCCUGAACAAAAUGGAAACCGAAAGACCGCCUACCCCGGGCUCGCGACUGCUAGCUCCCAAAUCGAUUGAGAGCCAAGACGGCGAGGCUCCUAAUUUGAAAAGUUACGAGAAGAUGCCCGUGGAAAAGUUUGGCGAGGCCAUGCUACGGGGAAUGGGCUGGAAGGGUUCUGGAACUCGAUCGAAAACGCUUGUCUCAAAGCCCAGACCACCAUACUUAGGGCUAGGGGCCAAGCCUUCGCCGGCUCAACAAGGUCGCGCAUAUAGGCAUGAUACCAACUAUGUACCCGUUGUCAAAAAAGACGACAUCGAUAAGUCACGAGAAAGGUCUCCAGCAAGAGAUCAGGAAUAUAGGGAAAGAGGAGACUAA